Molecule: messenger RNA, 754 nt
Organism: Pseudocercospora fijiensis CIRAD86
Lineage: Eukaryota; Fungi; Ascomycota; Dothideomycetes; Mycosphaerellales; Mycosphaerellaceae
Exons: 3
Coding region: 91-555 (154 amino acids)
Biological process (GO): removal of superoxide radicals
Molecular function (GO): superoxide dismutase activity; copper ion binding
Source: RefSeq, a predicted model, not a curated record
UGACAUUCAUUCUGAAAAGACGAGAAGACUGCGAAAAGUCAUCAAGACAACCACUCUAUAAGAAAUUCCAUCCAAAGAAACACCGCAAAAAUGGUCAAGGCAGUUGCGGUUCUCCGAGGUGACUCGAACGUCAAGGGCACCGUGACCUUCGAGCAAGACGCUGAGAGCUCCCCAACUACCGUAUCAUGGGAUAUUACCGGCCAUGAUGCCAACGCUGAGCGUGGCAUGCACGUGCACGCCUUUGGCGACAACACCAACGGCUGCACCAGCGCUGGACCACACUUCAACCCACACAACAAGACCCACGGUGCUCCAGAGGACACUGAGCGCCAUGUUGGCGACCUUGGCAACUUCAAGACCGAUGGACAGGGCAACGCAAAGGGCUCGGUACAGGACAAGCUCAUCAAGCUGAUCGGCCCAGAGAGUGUGCUUGGCCGCACAAUCGUUGUUCACGCCGGCACCGACGAUCUUGGAAAGGGUGGUCACGAGGAUAGCAAGAAGACUGGUAACGCUGGUGGCCGUCCAGCUUGCGGUGUCAUUGGCAUUGCCGCAUAAUGGGUUGAAGAAUGUAUGAUGAUACGAAGGAGACGAAGAGUGGUCAAAAGCGUGCUGCGAUGUAGAUGAUAUGCUGUAGCAUACGCAAAAUUACUACGCUUGAGUACGUCAAUAUCCUUCAAGUCCCUCAUUCCCUCCUAAUAGAUGGGUCUUCUUUUCAGCUCAACAAGCUGUAGCAAGCCAACGACAUGAUGCCAAG